AUGGCUCAAGAUGGUCGUUCCGAAGACAAGCCAGAGGGCUUCUCUAAAUACCUUAAGCGUAUGAAGACCGUCCUCCGUCCUCGGUCAAUGUCCAAACGACAAUCUAUGACUCCUGGAGUAGCUGCUGCGACCGAAACUACAUAUAGUGCACCAGAGGCAAUACCACCACCUGUAACAUCGACACCGGAACCAGCUCCAGCUCCAGUACCAGUCCCAGCCCCAGCCCCAGCACCAGCCCAAGAGCUCAGCCAACCAGGUCCUGUCAUGAUCACCAACUACAGUACGACUCAGCACGAAAAGGCGCGUGCCCUCUUGGCCAAAUAUGGCCUGACUGUCGAUACCAGCGACUGGAAGACACCCCCGGAGCUCCAGAUAACCCGUGUAACGAAGCCAAUCCGCAUGCGAGUACGCCGUACCUGCCAUCGCUGCGAGACAACCUUCGGCGCAGAGAAAGUGUGUGUUAACUGUCAGCACACCCGUUGCACAAAGUGUCCCAGACACCCAGCCGCCCGCAACCAGGAUGGCGAGCCGUCAACCCGCAAGCCUAAGCUUCCAGAGACCUACGUCCACCAACCCCGUCUGUUCCCCAGGACCUCGCACCUCAAGCUCAGCACAACCAAGGAGAUCUCGUUGAAGAUGCCGUCGCCCACCGGCGGCCGGGAUUUCGUCCAGCGGCCGGUGCGCCAGCGUGUCCACCGUUACUGUCACUUCUGCGCCUCGCUCUUUACCCCCGGCACCAAGGAAUGCCCGAGUUGUAGCCAUGUGCGCUGCAAGAUAUGCCCGCGGAACCCGGCUAAACUUGAUAAAUAUCCUGAUGGCUAUGCGGGCGACGCCGAUCCGCCAAAACCUAAACCCGAGCGCACGUUCAAAAAGCCUCGUCGCAGAGUCCACUAUGUAUGUCAUGUCUGUGAGACUUGGUUCCAGGGUAAUGCGAACACUUGCUUGAAUUGCGGACAGGCGAAGUGUGAUGAAACUAAACGAAUUCCACCUAAGAAGGUCAAGCCAGAAACAAGCCCCGAGGUUCUUAGGAGUAUUGAAGAGAAACUAGCAGCCAUGGCGCUUGAACACAGACCAGACAGUGCUGAAGCGGCGGCUUGA
This is a messenger RNA of Penicillium hordei, 1098 nucleotides long. RefSeq lists its product as uncharacterized. The record is from RefSeq and is a predicted model, not a curated record. The transcript is spliced from 3 exons. NCBI's taxonomy places the organism in Eukaryota, Fungi, Ascomycota, Eurotiomycetes, Eurotiales, Aspergillaceae. The coding region runs from base 1 to 1098 and encodes 365 amino acids.